Messenger RNA from Sinocyclocheilus rhinocerous, 2204 nucleotides. RefSeq names its product ETS transcription factor ERG (gene erg). Gene Ontology annotation, molecular function: DNA-binding transcription factor activity, RNA polymerase II-specific; sequence-specific DNA binding. Gene Ontology annotation, cellular component: nucleus. Gene Ontology annotation, biological process: regulation of transcription by RNA polymerase II; cell differentiation. The record is from RefSeq and is a predicted model, not a curated record. The coding region runs from base 17 to 1108 and encodes 363 amino acids. The transcript is spliced from 8 exons. Lineage: Eukaryota; Metazoa; Chordata; Actinopteri; Cypriniformes; Cyprinidae.
CGCCUCAGCGCCCAACAUGACCACCAGCGAGCGCAGAGUGAUCGUCCCUGCAGAUCCGAGCCUGUGGUCGGCGGAUCACGUGUGUCAGUGGCUGGAAUGGGCCGUGAAGGAGUACGGGCUUCCCGAGGUGGACCUGUCUCUCUUCCACAGCAUCGACGGGAAGGAGCUCUGCAAGAUGAGCAAAGACGACGUCCAGCGUCUGACCAGCAGCUACACGGCUGACAUCCUGCUGUCUCACCUGCACUACCUCAGAGAGACUCCACUUCCUCACUUGACCUCAGAUGAUGUUGACAAAGCCUUGCAAAACUCCCCGCGGUUAAUGCAUGCUCGUAAUACAGGAGGAGCCAGCUUCAUCUUCCCAAACACCUCCGUCUUCCCUCCAGACGCCAGCAGAGGACCCAGCCGAGCAGACGUGAGUUUCGACGCCAGGCGCUCUGGAUGGACUCAGCCGGCGUCUGCAGCUAAAGUUUCUCCGAGUUCUGCUGCCAUCAUGACCAAAACCGAAGAGCAGAGAGCUCAGUUAGAUCCAUAUCAGAUUUUAGGGCCGACAAGCAGCAGGCUGGCGAAUCCAGGUGAGAGUCAAAGAUGUUCGGGUCAGAUCCAGCUGUGGCAGUUCCUCCUGGAGCUUCUCUCCAACAGCUCCAACUCGUCCUGCAUCACGUGGGAAGGAACCAACGGCGAGUUCAAGAUGACGGAUCCGGACGAGGUGGCGCGGCGCUGGGGCGAGAGGAAGAGCAAGCCCAACAUGAACUACGACAAGCUGAGCCGAGCCCUGCGCUACUACUACGACAAGAACAUCAUGACCAAAGUGCACGGCAAGCGCUACGCCUACAAGUUUGACUUCCACGGCAUCGCGCAGGCCCUGCAGCCGCAUCCGCCCGACUCCUCCAUCUACAAGUACCCCGCCGAGCUGUCCUACAUGAGCACGUACCCGCACCCGCAGAAGAUGAGCUUCGUGUCUCCACACACUCAGGCCAUGAACGUCGCCUCGUCCGGCUUCUUCGGCGGCCCGGGUCCGUACUGGAACGCUCCGGCGGCGGCGGGAAUCUACAGCGGACCGCGACACCCCGCCGCGCACAUGCCCUCGCAUCUGGGCUCCUACUACUAGACAUCUCAAACAUCUCAAGAACACACCAGACUGGAGAGAGCAACCCAUCCGCCGGCGCUGCUGCCAGAGAAACACUCACCGUAUUUAGACAGGAGACCGUCUGCGAUCCGCUCGCACAUCCAGAAGCUUAGCCGGAAUGUGAACGUGGCUGUAUAGCAUGUUAAUGAGCCGCUGCAUGAUCAAGUAUAUAUGUUCAUGUGUGCCUUAUUGUACAAACAUAUCAGAGAGAGUUCAGAAGGUCUGAGAGAGAGAAGGUGAGAGGAAGAGGAAGACAGGACUGAGGUAUGAGAGAUGAUGAAGAAUGACGGCCGUUCACAUGAAGGACGAUAACGUAGGGCUGCACGAUAACGGUUAAUCACGAUUACUUGCUCAAAAAAUAUAAUCACAUAUUUUGUAUUUCAUCAGAUUGAUUGCAGUUUCACAUAAGCAUAAAUCAACUUGCUUUCGAUUUAGUUUCAGCAAGCAGCGCAAACAGACUGGCUUUAUUAUGCUAUUAUUUGAGCAGAAUAUCUCAGUGGAGACUGAUGAACUCCAAUAUUUUCCAUAAUGUAGAGAGAGCGCGAGCGCAUGGUUGCCAAGUUGGGAAUAAAUUAAAUAAACCACCAGGGUUGCCAAAUCCACAGUUUUACUGUUAUGCGUGUUGUUUUUGAAGUCUGCGGGUUAAAGCGAUCUCCCCAGAACACUCUUUUCGACAGAAACCACAUAAAACAUGAUUGGGCUAGUUUUGAUUAUCAAAUUUUUUUUGGCAACCCUGUAAACCACUGGACAGAAAAUGUAUCAAUUUAAGAGAAAAGCUUUGAUUGGGGGAUUUAAACACUUUACAUCUGGCAACCGUGAACACUUGUAAAAGCUUGCUACCGAUGCAAAAUAAUGGCAAUGUCAAAUAAAAAUGAAGUGUUUACAGGAUAAAUAACCAGCGGGCAAAUAUUGCAGACAGUUAUGCUUAACGAAAUUGAGAGAAGCAGAAAUGGUGAUCAUGAUUAAUAUACGAUUCAUCAUGCAUCAUGAUAAAGGAAUAACGAGUUCAUGCCACAACUAUAACGAUAACGACACAAAUGAACGAUUUCGUUGGAAUCACUUUCAGGGUGAUUUUUUU